Thermothielavioides terrestris NRRL 8126 is the source of this 2823-nucleotide messenger RNA. RefSeq lists its product as uncharacterized. NCBI's taxonomy places the organism in Eukaryota, Fungi, Ascomycota, Sordariomycetes, Sordariales, Chaetomiaceae. The transcript is spliced from 5 exons. The record is from RefSeq and is a predicted model, not a curated record. The annotation marks the transcript as partial.
AUGGAGGGCCUGACCGAGUUUUACCUGACGACAUUCUGGGCGUACAAGCCCAAGGCUGUGAGACAAGUACUCGACGACCUGAUGAACCUGGGAUAUGACGAAGCCGAUUUCAGCUACGACGGCGAGUACCAGUGGUUUAAGAUCAGGUGCUGCGAAAGCGAUGCCAGCGGGAUUCGCAGGGCCUUUGCCCUCACGACUCGCAACAUUGAAGAGGAGGCGUUUGGGACCCACGAGGACAGCAUUCUGUGCGACGAUGAUACCCUCAAGUCGUCCUUCGACAAUGAAUGGUUUAGCCAGGGACUUGAGGGACACUCUGGUCUCAAGGAUGAUGAUGUCGAGGAGUCUCACCAUCACGGAACCAUCGCGCAGUAUCCCUACAACUCCAUAUGGGACGAUCUCGACAAGCACAAUGAACCAUACUCAGUGCACGAUAUCUUGACCGACCAGCAGCUCGAGAACCUAAAAGCGGAGGCGGAAGUUGAGUUAUCUUUUCACCUCGCCGGGAAAUUGGUUUGCAUCAGUGGCGGCAGCGAGCAGAUGGUGCGCAAGACGCGCGAAAAGCUCAAGGUCAUGCUCGCCAUCAAGAAAUUGUCAGAGAUACCGCCCAUGGCUGAGCACUUGGCGUAUGCCGAAGAUUACGUUGAGCCGGGCCCCGACGAAUUCACCGCCGACAUCCGUUACCUGGCCAACAUCGACCCCGUGCUGGUUUCUUCAACGCUCCUUGAUCGAGUCACUGUAGAGAGUCUGGCGGCUUCUUACCAGAUGAUCUACCGAGAAGGGGCCUCACUUCGCCUGUGUUUCUGGGUACCGGAGAAGUCCUGUCGGGUUUCCCUCCUUGGCCCUAAAGUCCCUUUUCGGCACAAGGACAAGUCGACCUUGGGAAACCGACCUACGAUCAUCCAGAUAGACCGUGGCAAGGUCACAUUCAUUGCUGGAGAAGCCAAUGAUUCUGUGGAGAACCCGAGUCCCGAGACCGAAAACCUGGAUGAGACUUGGACCGAGCCCGAACCGCUUGGAUCAGCAACAGACGCUGCAUACACUAUUCCUGAUGGUGACAAUACCGAGACAAACUUUGAUGAGUUUACGGACGAGGAAGUCGUUGACAGCGACGACGAGCCGUCGGCGUCGAAUCAUAGAACGCCUAGUGCAACUGCUUCUGGGCCGAUUGUCAAGCAGGCGGACUCAAUUUCUGGUGUUGACGAGAUCUCCAAUCUCGAUCUGAGUUCCUCAGCUACACACCUAACAGAUGUGAAAGCCUCAGGAGACGGAGCGGGGUUAGGUGAGAAGGAACAGGAUGAGCUCGCAUUUACCGGCACCAACUGUCUGGUUGACAUGCUGGCAGCCGUCCAGACCGUCACCCCGAGCAGUGAUCUGAGUUCUUGUCUCAAGUGGACAAUGGCUCCACUGAUUCCCUGGCCUUCGGAGAACAACGGAAAGGAAGGAAGCGAAAGCGAUCCCAAAACAUUUCAUUCAGACAAAGUCAGUGGCGCAGGGGGGAACGAGAAUGGCACCCAAACUUCGGGUGCAAGCUAUAUGAGCCCGCAUGCCCAACGCUUCAUGGAGUAUCUCAAGUCGGGCGCCGAGGACUUCAAGAGCAUGAAGAGCCACGACGCCGCGCAGCAGCCGGAAGAUCCGACAAUCGUGGGUCCUUCGGCGCUCUCAAGGCCGGGUGUGCAUCCUUGCCCGCCUUCGGACCUUCGUUCGGGAGGCGGCCUGCUUGCCACAGACAGUUUCAUCAAGGAGACCGAAGCAGCGAUUGCAAGGCUGUUGUCUCUGGGCCCUUACAGGCGCGGCAAAGUCGCCGUGAGGGCUGAGUUUGGUCGUGCAAUUCUUGAAGUCACGGAUCCAUCCGGCGUGGCAUUCAACGACGAGACGACACCCAGCAACGGAUGGAGAAAAAGCGACUUGCUGACCAAUAUGAGGAUGGGUUUUGGCGGAAAUCGAAACAUCCACUUCACCAAAAUUCUGUCAACCUAUGCCUCCGACAUCGUGGACAUGAUCAACACGAAGCUCGACGGGGCUCAACUCUGGAGUCGGGAGCCAAGUCGGGCCUGGACGACUUACUCGUUCUACUGUAUUCCACGUUCAAGGGAGAACAGUCGUCGGUUUAUCAUUGAUGUCGAAGAUGAUGGUUCCUCCGGCAACGUCUUACGAUACUCCAUUCGUGGAGAUGGCGACGAUCCCCUCAGCACCGAACAGCCAUCGUUGCCAGUUUACAUUCACGCGAUCCGCCGUCACUGGGAUCUGAGCAUUGUGGUGUCCCACGUCAAUACGGAGGAGCUACACGAGGCAUACGGCAUCUUUGCCAAUUAUCUGCUGCAGACGCUCGAUACUUCACUGAGGAGCAAAGGCGCCCCAAGUGUUUACUAUGCAAGUCACGAAAGCUUCACCGCGGAAGUGGAAGAAGUCCGCGUUUUGACCAAGUGGCGAUACCCUAGUCUGGACAGAAGGAGUGCACUCGAGAUCACCGAGGUUGAGCAGAUGGAGAUCGAGCUGCCUGAUUAUCUCGAAAAUGGAUGGAGGGCAUUUCUCGCUCGCCCUUGGAACCGCCGAGAGGCAAAGGAGAUGCGAUGCCGGGGCGAGUUUCCGCGCUGGUACGAGGCAGCCGUGGUAUCCUCUGAGAUUGAGGAACUUUGCAGGCUGAACAUGGAGCUCGGUCUUGGAGAGAAGGCAGACUGGGACCCUGAAGACCUCAGGACGCGCGGAGUCUUCUCUACCCUCUAUGGUCCGGCGUUGCAGAUGGUGAGGGAGAUGGACCAUGUCGGCCGAAACGACGACAACUGCCAGUCGCAGCGUUACGCCCAUUUGCUGCUUCGCCCAAAC